Molecule: messenger RNA, 638 nt
Organism: Abrus precatorius (Indian licorice)
Lineage: Eukaryota; Viridiplantae; Streptophyta; Magnoliopsida; Fabales; Fabaceae
Product: dirigent protein 1-like
Exons: 1
Coding region: 67-630 (187 amino acids)
Source: RefSeq, a predicted model, not a curated record
AACUAGUCACUCUUGCUACUCGUACAUUGUCGACUAUUUGCUUUCAUAGUUCCUAUCAGUAACCCCAUGGCCAAAUCCACUUUCUUCAUUUGCCUUAACCUUUCUUUCCUCUUAUCCUCUCUGGUCACUGCUAGUUACUAUCAAACUACGUCCCCAUCGAUUUUCGAUUUUCGCGAGGAGAAGUUCACUCACCUUCACUACUACUUCCAUGACGUUGUGACCGGCCCAAACCCAAGCAUGGUGGUUGUGGCGGAGCCCAAUGGGAAGGUCGUGGAUUCGCUGCCAUUCGGAACCGUGGUGGCGAUGGACGACCCAUUGACCGUUGGGCCGGAACCCGACUCCAAACUGGUGGGAAAGGCCCAAGGAAUUUACACCUCUAUAUCGCAAGGGGAGAUGGGGCUAAUGAUGGUGAUGACCAUGGCUUUCACGGAGGGUGAGUUCAAUGGCAGCAGCAUUAGCGUGUUGGCAAGGAACAUGAUCAUGAGUGAACCUGUGAGAGAGAUGGCCAUUGUUGGCGGCACUGGAGCUUUUCGAUUUGCACGGGGGUAUGCUCAGGCCAAGUUUCACUCUGUCGAUUUCUCCAAAGGGGAUGCCAUCGUUGAAUACGAUGUAUUCUUGCUCCAUUAUUGAGAUUUAAU